Molecule: messenger RNA, 1272 nt
Organism: Plasmodium berghei ANKA
Lineage: Eukaryota; Apicomplexa; Aconoidasida; Haemosporida; Plasmodiidae
Product: guanine nucleotide-exchange factor SEC12, putative
Exons: 1
Coding region: 1-1272 (423 amino acids)
Biological process (GO): protein secretion
Cellular component (GO): endoplasmic reticulum membrane
Molecular function (GO): guanyl-nucleotide exchange factor activity; GTPase activator activity; protein binding
Source: RefSeq, a predicted model, not a curated record
AUGGACGAAGUAAAGGUGUCAUAUCUGAACUAUCCAAUUUAUGGAAUCGGUUCAAACGAAAAAUAUGUUGUAACCUCUGGAGGAGGAGGAGGUAAAAAUUAUGGGAUUGAAGAUAUAUUAGAUAUUAAUACAUUUGAUGAAAAAGAAAAAAAAUUACAACAAAUAUGGUCAACAACUGAACAAAAUGGAGUUGUUGAUGGAAUAAUAUUUGUAGAUAAAUAUAAUAUAUGGCUAGGAUCUGUACGAAAUGAAUGUAUAAUAUUUCAAAUAAAUGAAGAAAGUGGUCCUAAUAUUUUAUUAAACUUUGUUACAGAUGCUUGUAAAAAAAAUGCAAGGCAAACAGUUGUUAGAUUUUCAUCGAAUAGUAAUUUAAUAUUAACAGGGGGUGAAGACAAAAUAGUAAAAUUAUGGAAACUUACAUUCAGUAAUAAUAAUAAACAUAAAUUAAUAAUUAAUGAUUUAUAUAUCGAUCCAAAAAAUGCUAUAGAGCAUUUAGGUGAUUAUAAAGGCCAUGAAGAUUGUAUUAAAGAUUGUGAUAUAUCAAAAGAUGAAAAAAUAAUAUGUACAUGUUCAUCUGAUAAUUCAUUAAAAAUUUGGGACACUAAUAGUUUUGUUAAUCUACAUACCGAACAAAUGAAAAAUCCAAAAAAUAAUAAUGAAAAUCUAAAUUUUAGAUGUUGUAAAUUUUUAAAAAAUAUAAAUAAUUCAGAUGAAUUUACAUAUAAAUUAUUAACAACAGCAUAUACGUCUAGAGGAAAUAGUUAUUUAAUUAUAUGGAAUAUAUAUUACAAUGAUAAAAAAGAAAAAUAUACAUGUGAAAAAUAUAAAUUUGUAUGGUUAGAUGAUCGACCUUGUUGUAAUAUAGCCAUAAGUAAAGAUGAAAAAUAUAUAGCUUUAGGUUUUAGUACUGGAGCAUUAAAAAUAUAUAACUAUAAAUAUUCACUUUUAGCACAUUAUAAAAAACAUGAAUUGCCAAUAACAGCCAUGUGUUUUAUUAAAAAUGAUAAUUAUUUAUUAUCAGCGGGUGCAGAUUAUAGUAUUAGCUGUACUCACAUAAAUUCGUUUAGUUUUCGAUAUUUAAGAAAAAUAUGGAAAAUAUCUAUAACCAUGAUAAUAAUACUUAUAUUAACUCUCAUUUUGUUGGAUUGUUUUAAUGCUGGAUAUGAUAUACGAAUGAACAACUUAGUGAGAGACUUUUCAAACUUUGGAAAAAAAAAAAAAAAUAAUAAUACAACUAUUAAGCCAAAGAAUCAUACUACCGAUGAACUAUAA